CGGCUGCUUUUCAAAGAGAAAAUUUGUCGUGGUAGUGAUCUUCAUGGUUGUGUCCUCGAUACCGAUAGCUAUGGCAGUCAUUGGUAUCAAAGCACUUCUUGAUCCCAAAGUUACUUGUCACUUCAUGAUUGAACUCUACCUGGCAGCGCAUGGCCUGUACUCAGUGCUGGUCCUGUUCGUCUCAUGUUUGAACGUCUGUGGAAUUUGCGUAUGCUCUGACAAAACCCAACAGCGCUGUCACGGAUUGAUGGCAUAUUUCUAUAUCGGGUUCUGUUUUGAAGGCGCAUAUGCAGUGGCUGGGUGUUUCUGCGAGGGCCAGAUAUAUAAUGAAGCACUGGCCUUCCUGAUCGUCAUGUGGAUUGUCCCGUUCAUCAUCAUAUGUCUGGUCGCAGCGAUAAUAGACGAGAACUAACCACGUGUAACAGAUGCUGACAACUCAUCACCUCACAGUGAACGAAACAAGUAGUAUGAGGACCGUGACUGGCCAACUCAACAAAUGUACAAGCUGUGAAGUAAAACCGACAUCGCCCUUUCAAAGAAAUAACUUGAAAUGUGAAAAUAUAAUUUUAUCAGAUAAAUCUUUUAUCAUUU
Messenger RNA from Haliotis rubra (blacklip abalone), 591 nucleotides. RefSeq lists its product as uncharacterized. The record is from RefSeq and is a predicted model, not a curated record. The transcript is spliced from 4 exons. Bases 44 to 412 code for a protein of 122 amino acids. NCBI's taxonomy places the organism in Eukaryota, Metazoa, Mollusca, Gastropoda, Lepetellida, Haliotidae.